Messenger RNA from Chara braunii, 1683 nucleotides. NCBI's taxonomy places the organism in Eukaryota, Viridiplantae, Streptophyta, Charophyceae, Charales, Characeae. The record is from the annotation of a GenBank genome assembly.
GCCAGAUCUCCCACCCCAUACUGGACGGCGCUGCUUCGGAUAUGGAGGGAAAUCCUGCCAAAAAAGACCAACAGACCACGGUCCAAAGAUGAGGUUCUGAGGCAACCGCUGUUCGGCAACCAAUGGGUGAUGGGUGAAGGGGACAAUCCUCUUCAGUUGGAACACCAAUGGUUAUCAUGGGUCAAAAAUGGGGUAUGGAAGGUAUUUACAAAUGCCGUAGCUGCCGCCAAGCUCAGCAGGAGGCAGCAGAGGCAGAACGUCAGCGGCUGGCUAAUGAGGCGGCAGCCCAAGCUCAGCAGACUGCUGAGGCUGACGCAGCGGCACGAGACCAACGGAAUGCCGCCAGUACGGAGUCCCUGAUUCAUAGUGAAAGUCAGUGGACAACGUUCCUCCAAGGCAUGAUCUUUGUGCCUUCGGACGCGCAKGCAGAUCCGACACCGGCGGAGGCAGAGAGGACUCACCUGGCUAACUUGAUGCUGGGCAUGAUGAGARRCAUCAUGUGGAAUAACACACUGCUGCAGGCACAUCUGCGCACGGAACGACAGCAGCGACAAAAGUACCAGCAAGACAUUGCUGUUUUAACAACUGCCAUCCGCGCCAAAGCAACGCAGCAKCAGCAACAGCAUCAGCUGUUGAACUCCGCUCUCGCACGCAUCAACAGCAUUGAGGCUAMCGCCUCAGCAGCGCCAGGCUGCACGACAGACGCGACGAAGCAACUCAAUGAGCGCAUCRAUSAYGUCGUCACCAUCAUCGGCGACAUAGGUGUUUUCAAUGGGCCGGACACGAUCAGUAGCACGGUGGCCGCCAUCAAGACGGACAUCACCAAGCUGCAGACGAGACCGGACGCCGCUACAAAGACUUACAAGAUGCCGCACUUCGACAUCAGCAAGUUCGACGACUACAAUAAGUCGGACGCCUUGACAUGGUGCCAACGUUUCCUCACGGAAGCAUCAUGCCGCACUGCUGCCGACAUAGACGUCCCUUGCUCUCCCGCUUCCGUCCGUAAGUACCGGGACUUGCUGAUCAAAGCCCGCGCAAAUAUGCAAAAGGCUCAGAUCCACAUGCAGCAGCAGGCUAACCGACGUCGACUUCCAUGUCCUUUCCGCGAGGGAGACCUUGUUUGGGUCCUCUCCGAGGAAUUUGCGCUCGAGCAGGAUGUUUCGCGCAAACUCCUUCCGAAAUGGUUCGGACCAUGGGAAGUCACUUCUGCCGUUGGAGACGAUCCCGCAGGUCCUUCCUUCGUGAUCAACAUUCCACCGCACCUAACAGUGCAUCGGGUCUUCCACGCAUCGAAGCUGGCCGUCUACACGCCACCUUCAGAUGACAAGUUUCCCGGACGUCGAUCACAGGAUCCGCCCUCCAUGGACGGACAUCAGGAAGUGGACCGAGUCAUCACGCACCGCAAGUAUGGCAACAAGCCAAUGCAGUACAAAGUCACAUUCAAGCAAUGUAUGCCUGACGACACUCGGUGGAUCUCCAGUACAGAUUUGCAGACUUCUGCACCCCUUAUCUUCGCCAACUAUGAGAAGCGACGCCUUGCUAAGGACGCAGCUCGUCCCACCCGACCCAUCCCGGUAUCGGACAGACAACUCCGCCCUCGCAAGUAGCUCGGUCUUUUAAGAGGGGGAGUGUGUUACAUCUUCGAUGCCACACGGGUCCUACCGGACCCGACUUAGGGCUAGA